UUGUUAACCGGUCAUACGAGUACGAGGAAAAUUUUUUAAAAAUUUUUCAAAGAUGGAAACUUUAAAGGCUAUAAGUCAAAUUUUUUAAUAUUUUUCAAACUGAAAAAAGUUAUUUAUUAAUAAGAUUAAGAAAUGAUUGAUACAAAUUGAUUUACUAAAAAUAGAAGAAGGUAACAAUUUUCAUACACUACACAAAUUAAAAACUCCAACUUUGAGAACUUUUUUUUAACAAAAAAAUUAUAAUGGAUACAUUGCGUAUAUUUUUUCUCAUAUUCGGAAUAUUCGUACAAAGUUCAUUCACGUUAGACAAUGAUUUUGAUUUGUUAGUGUUUAGUCAACAGUGGAUAAAAAGUUUGUGCAUUAAAUCACAAAUACCACAGAACAAAUGUAAUCUUCCGCAAGAGGAUCAUUGGACAAUUCAUGGUAUUUGGCCGAGUCAAUAUCAACAACAAAGUCCAUGGAAUUGUAGACCGGAUUUACUAUUUCAGGUAAAUAAAUUGGACAAUAUAAGAAAUGAGUUAGAACUAAAGUGGCCAAGUGUCCAUGUCAAUAAUUCGGAGAAAUUUUGGAAGCACGAGUGGGAUAAGCAUGGAACAUGUUCUAUUACUUUGAACUCGAUGAAUACAAUGGAAAAAUAUUUUAAAAUGGGAUUAAAGCUAAAUAGAAUACAUAAUAUCAAGAAUAUUUUCGAAAGAUCAAAUAUUACACCAGGUGGAAUAUACAACGUUAGACAAAUUUUGAAUGCUUUAAAGGAAAAUUUAGGAGUUUCGACAAAUGUCAUGUGUGCCAAACGCCGCAAGAGCAAAAAUCAAUAUUUACUGGAAAUCAGGAUUUGUUUAAACAAGGAAUUACGAUUGAUCGACUGCAGAGAUCACUUUAAAUUCGAAACUAAUUGUGAGCAAUCAAAAUUAGUGGUCUACCCAGAACGACAGGAUGAUUAUAAGUAAUUCCAGUGAAUCAAUAAAUUAUCAUUAUUAAAAAUCCAUUUUCGAAUUCGCUGUUUUAAACUCAAUAAAGUCAAUCUAUAUGUGAUAUAAAUUGUGGAUCAUUCCUUUUUACUACGAAAGAAUUAAGAUUAAUUUGAGAACUUAACAGAAUGUAAAAUUUAGAAAAUUUAAGCUUAAUAUGCUACAUCAAAAAUUACAUAUGAAGUGGACAUACAUCAGUGGAUGUUUAUGUCUUCAUCGGUUCUGUAUAAAUUGUUAGCUUUUUGUAAUACAAAUAAAAUUUCAGUACAGUA
Molecule: messenger RNA, 1240 nt
Organism: Leptopilina heterotoma
Lineage: Eukaryota; Metazoa; Arthropoda; Insecta; Hymenoptera; Figitidae
Product: ribonuclease Oy-like
Exons: 4
Coding region: 243-947 (234 amino acids)
Biological process (GO): RNA catabolic process
Cellular component (GO): extracellular region
Molecular function (GO): ribonuclease T2 activity; RNA binding
Source: RefSeq, a predicted model, not a curated record